AUGGCUCGUGUUCACGCCAACGUGAAUGCUCUGUUGGGUCCGGACUGGUACGAUUAUGAAAAGUUGAAGAUAGAGUGGAACGUACCGGAUCGCUAUGAGAUUACUAGGCGGAUUGGCGGUGGAAGGUACUCUGAGGUCUUCGAAGGGAAUGAUUUAUCCAAUGAAGAGGCCGUUGUCAUCAAGGUCCUCAAGCCAGUCGCAAAGAAGAAGAUAAAACGCGAGAUCAAGAUUUUGCGAAAUCUCUCUGGUGGCCCUAAUAUUGUCGGUCUUUUGGACGUCGUACAUGACCCACCAUCCCGCUCUCAUAGCUUGAUUAUGGAGUAUGUAGAGAAUACGGAUUGGAAGGAGCUCUAUAACUCGUUGAGCGAGCUGGAGGUAAAGCAUUACGUGUUCCAACUGUUGCGUGCUCUGGACUUCAUUCAUGAACGGGGAAUCAUGCAUCGAGAUGUCAAGCCAGGAAACAUCAUGUUCAAUCGUGAAAGUGGCAAUCUGAGGCUUAUUGAUUGGGGCCUGGCCGAGUUCUAUCACCCUGGAGUUGAAUGUAGUCCUCGUGUCGGCACGAGAUAUUACAAGUCACCGGAGUUGUUGCUCGGAUACACAUUGUACGAUUACAGUCUAGACAUGUGGUGUGUAGGCUGUUUAUUGGCAUCGAUGGUAUUUCGCAAGGAAUAUUUCUUUCGGGGAAGGGACAAUGAUGAUCAACUAUUGAAGAUUACAAAAGUGCUGGGGACCAAUGGCCUGGAACAAUAUCUACAAACGUACGAAUUGUACAUCAGGACGGAAGCUCCAGAUAGAUACGCGAGCUUUGUAAGACAGCCAUGGACGCGCUUUAUCACUGCAGAGAAUCGUUCAACAGCUUCUGUCGACGCUCUCGACCUCAUAGACAAACUGCUGCGGUAUGAUCAUCAAGAACGCCUGACCGCCGCGGAAGCAUUAGCCCACACGUACUUUAAUGCUGUGAGACUCCAGACCCCAUCUAACCCCGCUGAGUGUUUCAGCGACUCUGGUUUUUAUUCUACGUGA
Molecule: messenger RNA, 1023 nt
Organism: Fibroporia radiculosa
Lineage: Eukaryota; Fungi; Basidiomycota; Agaricomycetes; Polyporales; Fibroporiaceae
Exons: 8
Coding region: 1-1023 (340 amino acids)
Biological process (GO): protein phosphorylation
Cellular component (GO): nucleus; protein kinase CK2 complex; cytosol
Molecular function (GO): ATP binding; protein serine/threonine kinase activity
Source: RefSeq, a predicted model, not a curated record